Molecule: messenger RNA, 2494 nt
Organism: Hemicordylus capensis (graceful crag lizard)
Lineage: Eukaryota; Metazoa; Chordata; Lepidosauria; Squamata; Cordylidae
Product: E3 ubiquitin-protein ligase TRIM7-like
Exons: 9
Coding region: 344-1792 (482 amino acids)
Molecular function (GO): zinc ion binding
Source: RefSeq, a predicted model, not a curated record
AGUAUUGUUUAGGAAGAUUCCUGGGCGGAUGUGAGGGGCGGGCGCCGGGCAGACUGCGCUUUUAAAAGCUGGUGGGAGUGUCGCAGAAAGAAUCUUUUUGGCUUAUUUAUCCUGCGCUGGUGGAUCGUCGCUGCUUCUCUUUCCUCGUGCUGCUGAACCACCCUUUACACAUGGUAGUGUAUGCAUAUUGGAGAUAUGCUGUGAUGCUCUAUAUUUAAAAACAGGGAUCUUGCACUCUGAGGCAAAGGAACUGCCAGCCGUGGGACUCCAGCUGAGAGCUGAUUGGGUGGAGGGGCAGAGAGGAAAGUGAAACUCAGGCUCUUGGCAUCCCAGUGUUUGAGCCAUGGCCAAUCUAAGCCCCAGGAAGCAACUUCUGCAGGAAGUAACUUGCUCCAUUUGCCUGGACUUCUUCACGUAUCCAGUAAUACUAAACUGUGGGCACAAUUUCUGCCAAGCCUGCAUUACCAGGAGCUGGAAGGAGCCAGCUGGUAGGCCCAUCUGUUCUGACUGUCUACUGAAUAGAAGGGUGUGUCCUCUGUGCAGAGCAAGAAUUCAGAUCAGGCACUUGAAGCCAAACCGGUCACUGGCCAAUCUGGCUACAAUAGUCAAACAACUGGGUGUGCCCGUGAAGCGGGAAGCAAGAGGGUGGAGAGUCUGUGAGAAGCACCUGGAGUUCCUGGAGCUCUUCUGUAAGGAUGACAAAGCCCUCCUCUGUGUGGUGUGUUACAAAUCCAAGGAGCACCAAGCUCACAAUAUAGUUCCUGUGGAUGCGGCUGGCCAGGAGUACAAGGAUCUGAUUGGUAGCAGCCUGAAUAUUCUGAGAAAGGAGAGAGAGAAGAUAAUGGUGUAUAAAGAAACCAUAGAAAGAGAGAGCCAAGAAUUGCUUGAGCAAACCAAAGCAGAGAAGGAGAAGACAAUGGCUGAGUUCAGAGAACUACACCAGCUUUUGGAAGAAGAAGAAGAGGAGAAACUUCUGCUGGCCCAGAUGGAAGAGGUAGAGAAGGAGGUUGCAAAGAAAAGGGAGGAGCAGAUGGCCAAACUCUCUGAGGAGCUCUCCUCUCUUGAACAGACCAUCCAAGAGAUGGAGGAGAAGUGUCAGCAACCACCAGGUGAACUGCUGCAGGAUGUUACAAGCAUCUUGCAGAGGUGUGAGAGAGAGCCAUUUGAGGAUCUAGUGGCUUUUCCUCUUGUCGUGAAGAGGAGGAUCAUGGAAAUCCUUGAUAUGUAUCCCUUUCCAGAGAGUUUCAUGAAGCUGUUUAGAGCCACUCUGGUAUCUGGACUUGAGCUGGAGAAAGCAGUUGUUCCUCUGGAUUCAUACACAGUUCAUCUCCAACCCAUCCUGUUUGAGGAUCAUGAAAUCGUGAGACCAGGAGACAAACUUCAGUGCCUGCCAUACAAUCCUGAGAGAUUUGACAUAAGACGUCUUCUGCUGGGAUAUGGGGGAUUCACAACCAGCAGAUAUUGCUGGCAAUUCAACAUGGAAAGUGAGGAAGGAUGGGCGAUGAAGGUUGCCAGGAAGUCUGUAAAGAGAAAAGGUCCUGAGGGAGAUACGUGGUCUGUGGGGAAAUGGGGAGAUAGGCCCUGGGCCUACAGCCCUCAUGACUCUCUCUCCCCGACUGCAAAGGUCAAGAGAAUCCGCGUGUCUUUCAGCUGUGCUGAGGGGUGGGUGGCCAUUUUUGAUGCUGACACUGGAGCCCUGCUCUUUGCCUUCUCUGGAGCCUCGUCCUUGGCAGAGACCCUUCUCCCUUUCUUUUUGGGGAGUCAAAAAGUCCGCUUGACAUUCUCUCCCUGAAGCAGUCAGAGUGGAGACAGAUGCAUAUACAAAACAUAGCUGCAAUGCACGUACAGCCUCCUUCCCUACCUGGGUUUAGGGACUAGGUUUUUAAUGGCUGGAAAGAAGCUGUGUUUACACAGAUCAUCAUGCCGGGUUUCGAGGGGAGGGGAGGGGAGCAGAGCUUACCUCACAGCAAACUCCCCCUCUCCCACUGUUGAGUUUGUCUCUGUCUCUAGCCUUCCCUAAGGCAGCCAAAGCUACCUUUUGGGUUCAGCUGAGUGUUUUUCUCUGGAUCAUCAAGAUCAAUUAAAAGAAGCAAUUUGGUCAGAUUUAAAGGCCUCCAAAGAUCCUAGCUAUCAAACCCAACUCCAUGAGCUGCUUUCCCCUCUCUUUUCUAGAGUGCCCUUUCCCUCUGCAGGUUAUCUUUUAAAGAGGCAACAAUAUGCUGACGCUCAUAAUACCAGAUCUAAGCAGUGUCACCAUUUUCAAUAGGCAUCACGUUGGCCAACAAGGCUGCUGUUGGGAUCCAGCCAGUAAAGGCAAUGUUCUUCUGUGGGGCUACUUGCAUUUAUCACUUUGUUCUGCAAGUGUAAUCUGUAAUCUCUAGUUACCAAAUAAGCUAAUCCAGUGGCUGAUUGUUAUUUUUUAAUCUGUUUACUCUUUUGUAUCAUGUGUCUGCAUGUGUUUUGAAUGUCUGUUGAUUAAAAUUUCUUCCUAUUG